Lactuca sativa (garden lettuce) is the source of this 891-nucleotide messenger RNA. RefSeq names its product deoxyuridine 5'-triphosphate nucleotidohydrolase. The record is from RefSeq and is a predicted model, not a curated record. NCBI's taxonomy places the organism in Eukaryota, Viridiplantae, Streptophyta, Magnoliopsida, Asterales, Asteraceae.
UUGGGGCUUAACCCUUCCCUUGGGCUGCCACAGAGGACCAGAAGUGGAAAUUAUAUAAUUAAAAAAAAAAACCGAUCGCAUAGAGAGGGCAAGGCAGGAGAGGUCGACAACUUUUGGGUUAGUGUGUUCGGUCGGCAGGAGAAGGAAGGAAGCAUCGGUUGUGGUUCUAAUCAAGUCUAGUAAUUGAUCAAUACUCUUGUGUCUCAGGUAAUAAGGUAAUUAAAUAAGCGGAUCAGUUAGAAGGCCAAUAUUUAAUUACUACCAAAACGAGGUCAAGUGUCGUUCAUUUCAGCAUCGGAUAGCAGCCAUGGCAAACAACACUCAACAAGUGCCUCGUGUGCUUGUGAAUAGGGUGUCAGAGCAAGCUGUUUUCCCGUGUGGUGGUAUUAUUUCAAGUGCAAAGACGAUCACAUUACAAGGUUGGAAUAGGACGUUGGUUCCCACGGACUUGAGGUUCAUUAUACCUGCGGGAGUAUGUUUACACAUUGCUAUUAUACCUGAUUUGUCGCAGCAAUCCCUUUCAGUUAAUCAAGGGUAUAUGUGUGGUCCCUGCUCAGAUGCUCUGGUUUGGGUCGAUAUGUACAAUAGGUCGGGUUCACCCUUUAAACUUAAAGCCGGCGAUCAUAUUGCAUGGUUGGAUGUUUUACACAAUAAAAUCACACCAAAAUUAAUUGAUGUCACCCCUCUUUUUAAUAAUCAACCAACUAGUUACAAUUAACUAAUGCAUUACACAACGUUAUUCAAUAACCACUUCUUGAUAUGAUACCUAACAUGGUUAAUUUAUGAGUACAAACUUUGCGUCAAUUUCAGAUGGAAUUGUUUUUGUUGAAUUAUUAUGCACUUUUGAAUAAUAUAAAUCGGAAAACCACCUAUACUUGGUGAUAACGUUGA